Messenger RNA from Staurois parvus, 302 nucleotides. The record is from the annotation of a GenBank genome assembly. Lineage: Eukaryota; Metazoa; Chordata; Amphibia; Anura; Ranidae.
GUAAAAGGCCAAUCACAGCGGCCUUUUACCACGCGAUCAGCCGUGUCCAAUGACACGCUGAUCACCGGGAAAUGCAAAUGCCGGUUCUCGGCUGCACUUUCCUCACGCUGUCAGAUCAGCAGGGAACGGCACCGAUCAUCAGGGUCACUGAUCAUCAGUGCCCUGAUGAUCGGUGCCCAGCAGUGCCACACACAAGUUCCGCCCACCUGUGCCCAGCAAUGCACCCACCUGUGCCGCCCACCUGUGCCCAGAAGUGCCACCCACCUGUGCCCAGUAGUUCCACCCACCUGUGCCCACCAGUG